Messenger RNA from Parastagonospora nodorum SN15, 1243 nucleotides. RefSeq lists its product as hypothetical. The record is from RefSeq and is a predicted model, not a curated record. NCBI's taxonomy places the organism in Eukaryota, Fungi, Ascomycota, Dothideomycetes, Pleosporales, Phaeosphaeriaceae. The transcript has 3 exons. The coding region runs from base 1 to 960 and encodes 319 amino acids.
AUGCUGACCCACAGCGCCCUCGCCCGCCUGGCUGCCGCCAACACAUCGGCGCGCAACCUCCCCCAGCUCGCCCGCUUCCUCCACCGCACCCUCCUCGCCCGCAAUGCCUCCGACCUGCCAGCUGCGCGUGCCCUGACACGUGCCCUCAACUCGGCGAUUGAGGCGCGUCGAUGCUACGCUACCACGACGAGCGCAACGACACCCACGGCGACUGUGAAGAAGGCAGUCAAGGCCCAGGCAGUCAAAAAACCCGCUCCUCGCAAGACUGCAGCUACGAAGAAAACAAGGGCAGCUGCAAAGAAACCAGCAGCGGCCAAGUCCAAGCCGAAGAAGAAGGCUGCUCCCAAGAAAAAAGUAGUCGUGAAGAAGCGCGUGAAGAAGGUGCUCACGCCCGAAGAGCAGCGGAAGGCGAAGAUUGCUGAGCUGCGCAAGCGGGCGCUCAAAGAACCCGUGGGCCACGGGGUCGUAUCAUCAUACGCCGUGUUCGUCAGUGAACACGCCAAGGGCAGCAAGGGCGGCAAGGAUCUCGCUGCAACUUCAAAGGAGACUGCAGCCAAAUACAAGGAACUUACGCCUGCGGAGCGUGAGCACUACAACCACUUGGCUGCCGAACGGACAGCAGCAAGACGUGCCGAGUACAAGGCCUGGAUCCAGUCUCAUACGCCCGCACAGAUUCAGGAUGCCAAUAAAGCGCGCUCCGCUUUGCGGCGACUUAAAGCUUCGGCCCGCUCAACUAAGCUCGUCGACGACCGUCAAGUCAAGCAACCUCCGGGCGCUUAUAUCCAUUUCUUCACUGAAAGAAAAUCCACCCCUGACUUCAGAGGCAUUUCUGUUCAAGAGUCUGCCAAACUGAUCGGCGCCGAGUGGAAAGCAUUGAAUGCUGGCGAGAAGAAGAAGUAUGAAGACCAAGCCGCAGCAAGCAAGGUAGAGUAUCAGCGUCAGGUGGCCGCUGCCGCCUGAAAGACAGACGUUAUAGAUCGGAAGGUGACACUUUUGGGUCAGUAAACAAAUCAGUGCGGACGAGAUGCCGUAUGCAGGCCACAUACUGGUGUUACCGUCACUAACGCAGAUCGACGUGCGUAAUACGAUCAACUUCAGCCUUGCGUAUUGGGUUCUUGCGGUAAGCAUGAUCACUUGUUUGGUUUAAUCUUCUAAGGGCGGGCUACCGUCUUGCCGACUCGUGUAUCAUUUGUGUAAAGUAUACAAAUACAAGUAUGUACGCAAUCCUUUGCUAGUCUUGCAA